AUGAUUCGGAAAUCAACAGUGACAGAAGGGACGGCCACCGGCCAAGGUAAGCACUUACAUAACGGACUUCAUGUUUUAAUGCACCAUUCCCCAAACUUCACUAAAGUUCCAGAUUAUCAAGGUUUAACAGCAUCAAACAGAUUACAUUUGACCAUGUAAUCCAGUAAUCUGAACCUCAAGGAAAACAGACAAGAGGACACGACUUACUCUUAUACAGGGAGGAGUCCUGUCCUGCUGCAUACAUGUCUUCCUCCUUGUAUCUGAAAUAAAAAUAAAAUGUCAUAAUCAGUAUGUCUGUUCAUUCUCUAAAUCAUAUUGGGUGACAGCAGAGGAAAUAAUUUCAGUAAAACUGGAUGGUUGGGUGGGUGGGUGGAUGUAACUUGAUGAGUUUGAUCCCUUUAGCAGAAUCUGACAAAGACAAGGGGACUUUUGCUGUCACGGUAUUUUUGUACGUCUGUCUGCUUUAUGUCUGAGAUAGUUGAUUAUUAUUUCUAGCAAGGCCUCAUCUUACAAAGGCAUCAUAUUAGGGCUGGGCGAUAAACCGAGAAUUUACUGAUACUGAAAUUUACGCCAAUAACCGUCAUUUUGUCCAUAUCGGUUUAUUCGGUGUCAAAAAAAUAAAUAAAUCAAAGUUGUUUUUGGAUGUGUGUAGGUAGGCUAUAGGCUUGUGUUGCUUUAAGAAGCUGUCCUACGUCAGAGACGUGACUCCGCCCUAUCCAGUCCAUAACAAAGAGGAAAAGACAGGUGAGGAGAUGGAGGACGGUUCAAAAGUUGGAGCGGCUGAAGAAGACGAGGUUAAUGUGGGAGGGGCUUAUGGUGUAGUUAUCGUUAUCGAGGUGUACUUAUCAAUAUAUCAUGAUAUUGAUUUGAGGCGAUAUCGCCCAGCCCUAAUUAAACUUUAAAAGAAGAACUAAAGCAGAGCACAGGAUUUCUGCGAUUUUAAAAAGUCAAAUUUAAGUCAUUUUAAGACUUUUUUAAGACCAUAAUGAAAACGAUUAAAGAUCCAUUUAACAUACUGACAAAAAAUUACAAAAAACAUGAAGGGAAAUCGGAACAUUUUAAACCAACUUCAAAUCAAUCUUUAUUUAUAAGUAACAUCAAUUAAUCUUUAAGACCUUUAAAAUUUGUAUCUAAGACAUUUUAUGAAGUUUUAAGAGAAUUUUAGACGUUUUAAGGCCUUAAAUACAAAUGAUUGAAUUUUCAAUGUUUUAAGACUUUUUAAGACGUAUAAGACUUGGCAGAAACCCUGGAGCAAAAUUGUUCAAAUCACUCAUUUUACACACAUUUGUGCAUCUGUAACUAAAAUGCAGAUUGUGUAGACGAACAAGGAAAAUUCUGACUACAUCCAAAUACCUGCACUGAUAUGAUUAUCCUUUUCAUAUACCCACUCAACACGCCAAAUGAUGAUGCAGUAUCUUCUUUCCCUGACGCUAAGCUUAGUUGUUUCUGUCUAAUCCAUAAUCCAGUGUAAAUAUCCUGCUGAUGUACUGUAUAUGGUCUGUAACAUGUGCUUUAUCAGGUCCUGGUGAUGACAUUUUCAAUGAUAAAGAAGGUAGGCUUAGGGGAUAAGAGAAAAGCCAUCAUCAGCUGUCUUUUUUCCCCACUGCUUGCUUAGGCAUGGAGAACUGAUAUGCGAUGGAUGUAUUAGUAUGCAGUUCACAUACCCAUAUUCUAUGUGUGGAUAUGUAGGUGCAUCACUACAUAUCUGUUCUCUGGUUGAAUUCUAGGCAUGGAUUCCUGAGGGAAACAGUUCAAAGAUAAAUUUAAUGUGAUUGAGAGAGAGCCUGGUGGAUACGACUCUAAAUGAGUCGAGAACUGAAACAUGGAGUAACAUCAAACAUUCUAAUACGACAUGUAUUAGAAUGGGUUUUAGCAUGAUUUACCUGAGUGAUGUAUUAGUUAGAGAAACAGACGGUUUUAAGAGCUGAGAGAAAUCAUGGUCGUGAUUUUCUCUUUUUUUUAUGUUGUUCAUUUCCGUUGACAUUUCAUUUUCUAAUCCUGACAGUGGGGAUCAAGAAAAAAUCUAAGGUCCCUGGGGUGAUGAUAACACAGUAUGUUGAGACACUGCCUGAAGGAAAGACUCAUCCAGACUUCACCCGCAAACCAAUUGCUUUGACCAUCCCAGAAGGUAAGACUGAUAGCAUGGGAAUGAUUUCAACGUUAAUAUAACAAAAUAUCCUCAGGUGCAAUUACCAGGAUCGUGCAUAACGGAUCGGGUUCGAGCCUUUUGUGCACUGGACCAGUAAGAAAAGACACUCGUCACUUAAAGGAGGGGUAGUCAGGACCUGAGAAGGUGCCAGAUUUUGGGGGGAUAUCUUGAAUGUAAACUCCACCCCCCCAAGUAAUCUGCUCCAGCAAGCCCCGCCCACAAACAGACGCUCCUGCUCGCUCGUAUCGUUCCAAUUAAAUUCAGAUAUAAUGCAGAUAAAUACUUCAGAUCAUUACAAAUGGGGCCCAGUCAAGGUGAAAGUCAAAAGCAUUGGUGCUACUGUAGAUGCCAACAGACUACCAGCAAACACAAUGUUUGCAGGACUUCUACAACUAGGAUAAAGUGACAUAGUCCAGGACCCGAGGGAGGACAGUUUAGCGAUGGCGCUACAACACGCUACAGCAGGUCCGUUUGACAAGAAACACUUCUGUUACAGACACUUGUCUUACUUUGUUAAAGCGGUUUACCUGUCCAGCAGAAAGGUUACAGGGUCACCAAGAUCCCCAAGCGUCCCCCAUCGUUUAUGUUGACCCGUCUUUUUAGCUCUUGUCCGGUCUACCUCCGUUUUAAGCGCCCGUUAUUCCUCCAGAGUCUCCGGUAUUUACUUUGUUUUCUUGCUUGUGUCGGCAGUCGUGGCCAAAGGAGGAUUCAGACAAUUUUCCGAACUUUCUGGUUGGUUUCUACUGUCCGAUAUUGUAGCACGCUAACUUUGUUUGGGCUCCUGAACGACACGGGGGAGCAGCGUCUGCCUCACAACCAAUCAGGUUAGAGGAGGUGGAGAACGGCUUUGUUUACAGUCAGAAAGAGCGGGCCGCUCAAAAAUGUUCAAAUGUUGACGACACAGACAUAAGAGAACACAGGGAUAUCGAUAUAUUACCAAAUUUAAUCAAUAACUAAUAACUAUUGACUGAUAUUAAAAGAUUUUUUGUAUAAACACCACAAAAAAGAUGUUUCUUUGACGGCUUCCUGCUGACCCCGACUUUAAUAACCAGUUUUCUGUAUCAGUAAGAAUAAAAUGAAACACAUAAACUCGUGUCAAGAAGACCAGCAUAUCUAUCGUUCAACUUCUCUGCUGUUAUCAAUUACGUAAAUAUUGUGAACACAGGCUUUAAGUAUUCAAUUUGGAUUAUAUAUUUAGAGUUAUAUAAAUAAAUUAAAUGUUCACUAUUAAAACAUUUUGUUGUUUCGUCAGGGUUUAUGAGGUGAUCUUGUCUUUCUUCCUCUUCAGGUAAAUUUGCCUUUUUUAAAGCCAUUGUCACUGGAGAUCCAACACCAACAGUAACAUGGAGCAGAAAUAAUGGAGACGUAUCUGAUACAUCCAGAUACCAGACCAAAUAUGAUCCAACUUCCGAUGAGCAUACAUUCGAGGCAAGUGAUGCUGGCUAUCAAAUCCCCGUUAUUUUUACACAACUAAAUGCUGAAGUAAAACGGCGGUAAAAACAGCAUCGAGAUGUAUAGAUGGAUUAAUGACAGGAGGAGGAGUUGGGAAUAAAUCCAUCAAAAAAUUGCACCAAUGUAAUCCUCUAAUCUGCUUUGUCAUUUACUUUGCAAAGCAUGAUGGGAUUCUGCUGAUACUGAGAGAGAUGACCUCCUGCAGAGAGGCAUUUUAAUGUAAAAGUCUCCAUAAAUCUACCCUCCCUGCUCUUUAAGAUAGAAGAUUCAAUUACAAGCCAGGAGUUAUAUGUACACGGUAUACGGUCUGUAUUUCAAAUUACUCCAUCAUGGUUAAGAUGUCUCACAGAUGCAUAGCUAUUUUUGGUAAAGUGUAACGGUGAUUAGAGAACGUCUGCAGUUGCCAGGGGGCGUAAAGAAAGUAUUUGCCCCUCCCACGAACACCUAAACAACAUGCUGAUGGAAAACAAGCAAUAAGUAACCUGAAAUAGACUUCUAAAGAUAAUUAGGGAAGAUUGAAACGGCAGCUUCUUUUACUUUAAAUGACUAGAGAUUGAAUGCAAAACUGAUUACACCUCUUGAAAACUUAAACUUCCCGUAAGGAACUUUUAACUAGAUUUGAAAAAAUCUCUCAUCUUUGCUGAUGUCUCCCUGUCAUCUGCAACAGCGAAUGAGCCCGUCUGUGUGAAGAUAACCUAUUUCUAAAUAGUGAAAACGGGGAAAACGGGAGCCAGUGGUUGAGACCACGAACGAAACGAUUUACAGCACUCAGACCAGAGCCGACACACGCGUUUUUUCUCUUUAUUUUGCAUUGAAGAUGCGCAUAUUACUGCCACUACACAAACGGUGACAGUUAGUCACAGUUUGCAGAUGCAGUAGAUUCCUGCAGACACCGUGUCUGUUACGGCUGUGGGUGUGGGUGUGUCCUGUGUCAUACUACAGCUGCUCCCACAGAGUGAGAAGCUCCUCCACACCGGAGACAGGCAGACAGACAGACAGGCAGGCAGAGCAGCUCUGUGUCACUAACCUCAGUCUCUGUAAAGGCAUUUACAGAGUAAGUUACCUCAAACUGCUCACAAAAAAAGUUAGUUUCUGGAGCCAGACAAGUGCCUUUACGACGACAAGCACUAAAACACGACCGCUUCUGUCCACAGUGGCCGCCAAAAUCAAGAGAAAAUGAAAACUCUUUCCAGCUCCUUUAAGAAAAAGCUAUCUAAAAAAUAAACAUGACCAACACUUCAACAAAAUCACAACUGCAAAUAACAAAACUAAUAAAAUAUGAUGUAACUAACCACAUUUUUGAACAUUCUGAUGUUGUUUGAGAAGAUAAGAUGUGCUUUGUAUUUUCCACCAAAAAUGUGGACCAAAAACUCGACUCGUCUUUCUAUGUUUUAGAUGCCUAAUGUCAUGCCAGAUCAAGCAGACACCUAUAAAUGCUUUGCCACGAAUGAAUUUGGACAGGCCAUGGUCACAGUGGUUUUGAAUGUUAUUGAAGGUAAGGACUGUUUGCCUAUUAUGGAUUAUUUACAGUUUACAGUUUCAAUAGCGUCAGUCCGUCAAUAAUGUGAGCGACUCCUUUGUCUGUUCAGUUGGAUUUAAGAAGAAUAAAGCCCUACAACCAGCAGCUGAAUCCACAGAUGCAAAUUUUAAGACUGUGUUGAAAAGGAAAAGGUGGGUUUGUUUGUUCAUUUCUGAUCUUACUUCUUGUUCUGUAAAAUAAAUCUGUAUUUUAAAAACUGUGCCUUUCUUUUUUUCAGUAAGAUCCGUCCAAAAUCUGAGCAGACGGAGAAAAAAGAGGGAGAGAUUGAUCCAAAGUUUUGGGAGCUCCUGCUUAGUGCUGACAAGAAAGACUAUGAGCGCAUCUGCACAGAGUUUGGAGUGACCGACUUUCGCUGGAUGCUGAAGAAACUUAAUGAAAUGAAGAAGGAAAGAGAGGAAGAGCAGGCGGAGGUUUGUUAUGUAACAAACUCAUUUUAAUAACUGCUUCAUUUUCCCAAGAGUAUGUAAUCUAAACUCUAAAAUUAUCGACUUCAACAGCCUAAAUAUACUCAUUUCAUGAGUGCUUCAUUUCCACUGACCUCACUUUGUUUUGUCCUAGUUUGUCAAAAACCUGUCUAAUCUGAGACCCAUUCAAGUCAACGCAGAUGGGACCGCAUCCUUUGAGUUGGACAUGGAUCUUCUCGACCAAAGCAGCUCCAUAUUUCUCUACAAGGUUAGUGUGCCGACUUUACCAAACAGCUAAACAGGAAUAUACUAAAAGUCAUUAUCAGAAGUCUCUCUAUUUGCACAUAUAUGAUUUACUUUAGUAGUCGUAACCAUAUGAGGGAGGCAGUCAUUGCAAAACACAGGAAGUAUCAGCAGAGUGCUACACAGCUUCUCAAUACUGUAACUCCUCAAAGAUUUGCUCAAUCUGAAAUAUCAAUAUCAAUAUGAUGUAUGGUUUUUAUUAUGGUAAUCUUUAAGGGUGUACCACCAAAACUGCAACUUGGACAGGGGCAAGGAAGAAAAGAGUGGAGUAAGACAGAGCAAGCAAAAUAGACCCAGAGUCCUACAUUUAAAAAAAGACUGUUUCUGAUUCUGAACAUGUCUAAGUUGAUUUUUCAAAUGUGAAAUCAAAACUUCAUAAGCAGUAACAAAAUUUGCUCUCAUAAAAUCCAUAAAAAAACAAAAUAGCUUUUGUAUUUUCUUCCUCUAAACAGCUGACAAUCCCAUAUAAUGUGGGAUAAUCACUGACCAGAUGUUGAAAAGUGAAGUUCAAGUUCUCCUAGAAAUAGGGACCAAAGCUCUCAGACUGAGGGCAUUAUCUGACCAUUUUACAGCCAUAAUAACAAAAUAUCUACAAAUUUGUAGCCUCAGCAGGUAAAGGGAUCAUUAAGGCACACCUUUGUCAUACACAUUUUAGAAAUCUUUGAAAUUUUCUCAGUGAUUUACAAAACAAACUGUAGAGCGCAGCAGAGACAGGAGCUUCAGUCUGAGAUGAAGAUGGUGAUUCAUAACAUUCAGGUGCUUUCCGUUUUAAAGGAAAUCUGUGAGAUAUGAAGCUACAAGGAAAUAAUGUGAUCUUUCACCCGCAGGAUGGUGUCAUGGUUCCAUAUACAAAAGAGCUUGGAGAGAAAAUGAAGCACAGCCUUAAUAGAGUGGGAAAAAAGUACGUUUUCAGCAUUCGAGACCUUCUGCCAGAUGAUGCUGGGCUGUAUCAGCUGGAUGUUGAGGAUGUGAACAUGUUUUCAACUGAAUUUAAAAGUAUGUUUUCCACUGAGUCAAAUAAAAGGUUCAAAGUCGGUUCAAUCAAAACACAAAACAAGCUUAAUCUAACGAAUGGUGGUAUAUCCUACUACACAAAUCAAAUUUUCCGUUUUCCUCAGUCCCCAUGGUGGAUUUCUUGGUGAAACUUCAGGAAGUCAAAGCAACAGAGAGAGAAGACGCAGUUUUUGAGUGUGUCCUGUCAAAUCCCUUCUCCAAGGUUUUGUGGUUUGGCAAGAAUUUACCCCUGGAACAGGGGGACAAGUUCGACAUCGAGGUGUCAGAAGACAAGCUCAUUCACCGGCUUGUGGUCAAAGACUGCAUGGUGGUGGAUAAAGGAAUUUAUUCUGUUUGUGCAGGAAUUAAAUCUUGCAAUGCAUGGCUUGUUGUUGAACGUAAGUCAUUUUACUCAGCAAAACACCGCUUGAUGAUUUUCAAUCAUGAAUAUUGAUCGUUUUCCUUGAAAAAGUCAAUAAGGAUAAUUAUGACUUGUCUUGUUGACGUACAUUUUUUAUGUGUGCACGCUGCAAAUCUACAUGUUCUUGUUCAGCCGACAAAGAUGCAAAGAAGGGCAAAAAAUGUGAAAGGAAAACAACGAGGGCAGGAGGAUCUGGCGUCGAUCUGCAGAAGGUCGCUGAAGAGCAACAGGUGAAAUUACAGAAGGAGAGAGAAGAAAGGAAAGAGCAGAUUCAGAUUGCAAAAGAAGCUGCAGCAGCUGCACCUCCACCUGAACCAACCGAGGCCCCCAAAGACCCCCAACCAGGUAAGAACAAUGACCAGGGGGUUUGUAAAAAAUCUGUCUUUAAAUGUACAAAUAAGAAAUUCGGUUUAUGUACAGCGUAAAUUUAAAAAAAGUACAAAUAAACAUUGAUUAAAAAAAAAACAUUGUGAUAGUUUGCAAAUGGUUUAGACCAUUGUGCAAACUUGAUCAUAUAUUAAAAAAAAGGAUUUUACAAAAUUAUAUGAAAAUUUUCAAUUUGAUGCAAAAAGUUUGGACUCACAGUGACCAAACACUAAAAAAUGUAGGAAAUACAGAACCUGAUCUCUUUGGUUCCAGCUUUAUAAGGACAUGAUUCAACUUUCAUCAAAUUCACAUUAAGAGCUUUUCUACUAGCUGGGAAAUUAUCACUGGAUUUAAUUAUGUAAAAAAAUCUAUUCAAAUCUUGAUAAAAUGUGCAAAAAUCUAAUUAGUUGUGAUUGAUUUCAGUUGUCGCGGAGCCGGGCGCAGAGGCACCAAGCGUUGGUAAGGAAUUUCAGAUUUUAUGACAAAUGCAGCAUGCACUCAAAGAUUAGUUUUACAUGAAAUAUAAAAGUUUUAGUAAAUUUUCUAUAAACUCUAGAGUCCUGAAAUUCUUCUUUUGUGAAAAAUUUUAAUGCUUAUGUAACAGUUUGUUUUGCUUUAUUUUAUGUUCUGUAGUAAGCAUAUGUUGUGGAUGUUUGCUUCUGGGAAGUUAGGGUUAAAUAUUGUUUUUUACCAACUUAUAUUUAAUAGUAUAAUAAACAUCCUCUGCAUGGCUAGGUAGUAAUGAUCUGUGGCAAGUUUUUGUGUUGUCAGUUUUGUAUUUGUAUCCUGUUUUUUGUUUGAGUUUUGAUGAUCACUGAAAAUGGGAAUCAACAGACAGAUUUUUUUUUUAAUUAAUUUAAUUUUUAUCUUUACACACACACACACACACACACACACACACACACACACACACACACACACACACACACACACACACACAUAUAUAUAUAUAUAUAUAUAUAUAUAUAUAUACAUAUAUAUAUUUAUUUAUUUAUUUUUUUUCUUCCCUUUUUUUUUUUGCCCCGACAGGUAUCGGCCUGUUAUUAGUGCAAUAUUUUUAGAAAUUACAUGUUUAUUUUUAGACCAUACUCUGGCUUUUCAGAUGUUCUGAUUAUGCUUUCCAUCUUUGAAUUUGUAGUCACCCCAUAUUCACCUUUAAAACUGCUAUUUAGUCAUUGGUCAUUCUUAAAACAUAAAUAUCAAUGCUUUCCCUACUGUCCAGGAUUAAUAGGUCAUUCAGAAAAAAUACCACCACCAGCACCAGUAACAACUGCUGGAGAUCCAGGAAGUGAUACAGGAAUUGGUACAGGAAGUGGUAAGAGGGAUAACAGCAGCUUUACAGAAUUAAGUGAUUUACUGAAUUGAGUGUAAAUGACUUAAUGAUGUCGCUGCUGUUAGGCCAUCCAACUGAAAAAGCCUGUGGUGGUGAAAAGCUUGAUCAACCACCUUCAGAUACAGGAAGUGGUAUUGAAUCAAGUGAGAAUUAAACCAAUACUUAAAGACUAAUAAAAUAAACUCAGAUUUGAAAUAACACAUUAACUGCAAAUACAAUAACAAUAUGUUGGUGACAACUUGAUUAAAUCAAUGUUUUGUAGUUUCUUAAAUCUGCAGUGCGGAACUUUCCUCUCUUUGAGCAGUGAUAAUAUUGUGGAUGUGUGUUUCCAACCUCGUUUUUCAGGAACUCUCAAUAGCAGGAAAGCUUAAAGGGAUAUUCCAGCGUAAAUUUAAGUUAUGGUCAAACAAACUGUCACACCGAGUUAGACACCCCCUUCAGAGAUGAAUGUUGCCGACCGCUUGCUUCUCUAGUUAUACCAACUUUAGUAAUGACCGCAGGAUAGCAAUGCACAGCGGUCUGAGGGGCCAUAAACAAACCUCAACCAAAACGCCACUCUAUAGCCACAAAUAAUGCUCAGAACAGCACCUAACUUCAUCAACAGGACAUAUAGGGUCACAGCCAUAGUACUAGACACCAAACAUCUUUUUAACUUUGACUCAUUUCUUUAGCAAAGAGACUAAACACAACUCACCUACUCUCUUCCAGCAAACGCUUGUUUGUAGUGAGACCUCAGGCCAGACAGCGGGGUGACGCAGCUCAAGGAAGAAUAUUUAUGAUCAUUACUUCAUGGAAAUACAAUCAGACCGAGAAGCUAAAGCAGAAGAACUACCGCGUCUGCAGAGCAAAAUGAUUAAUAUGGUGAUUAUUAUGAUGAUUAUUACUUGCACUGCAGACGCGGUGAUCGACUCGUUAGGGCGUUUUUUGUGGCUAUAAAGCGGUGGUUAUGUUGAGAUUUGCGCUGGAAUAUCCCUUUAGGGCUAUCCAACAUUAUUUAUCCUCUCCUCACAUACAAGUGAUUUCCGAGUUUGUCAUUCUUCGUUUGACUUUUUCAUACCUGAAGGGUUUAAUGCCAAAGUGAAGUGAAUUCAUCUUUCCUAAGGGCUUAAAUUUAGCACAUUUCAUUGAAGUAAAAUGGACCCGCACUCCAGUUUUAAGUCAAAUGCCAAUUUAAAAACUACAACUGUAACACAACGAUUUUAAAUAACCUGUUAAUCAAAACUAUUAUACAAAUAAUCUAAAUAUUACCACCAAUCUAGAACUUUUCACCAUUCAAACAUGUUAUCUACAUGUUUGAACAUUUUUGAGGGUGGAACAUGUUAACAACAUGUUUGGAUUCAACAUGUUGAAUUCGUUGACGGAGUUUGAAAAACGCAUGUUUGCCGAUUUCUUCUCGUUUCAACAUCACUAACCUGCUAUAACUUGUGUUCAUCAUAAACCCCCAAACCAGACUAACACUUUUCUUAUAUUUAAUUAAGCACCCUUUAAUUAAGAAAAUAUGGACUGCAUUCUAAACCGAAAAACAACACUUUCAAGUUGUUGUUUUUUGAGGAAGUUUUUCAUUAUUCUCUUCAUUAAUUACUUCCUGGCUGUUCUGUCUUUGAUAUUGAUGGACCCCAUUACUACCAAUCUCAGACAGCAUACUAAUGAGUAAUUAAGGAGACUCAUUGUAAGUAUUUAAUUUAUUCCUGAAUAUAUCUAUUUAGCAUACAUAUACUGGAGUAAAAGCUGCUCUAUCCAUGUAUAAAAGGGGAAACUGAAGGAUAAAUUUGCUUUAUGUUGUCUAGAUCCUGGAAUUACAUGUGGGCUGUCAGAUACCUAUUGUCUUCGUGGAAAGUCGGCUGAAUUAUCUGUGACCAUGAAUUUGGACUGUGAAGGGACCUGGUUUAAAGAUGGAGAGCAGGUAGUUGACGCUGAUAAUAAAAUGACUGUUCAAGUUCUUCUGUUUAUUCAUUUUAGGUUGAAAUGUCAAAACUAGUUUAAAGACCUUUAAAAGUUUAAAGAUAAAGUUUUGUAAUAUUAAAUAUUGUUUUUUUUUCGUUUAGCAAACAUGGAAGCUUUAUAUGUGGAACUGAUUCUAGACUCAAUAUAGCAACCCUUCAUAAAUUCAAUAUACUAACCAUAAAACUCCAUCAGUAAUUCACACUUUCAGUCUUCUCUGCUUAAACUCACACUCCCCUCCAGCAAAAUACAUGGCCUCUCACACAAACAAAACUCUUAUUUGUAUAUUUAUAUUUUUAUUUUGUUUUGUUUUAUCAUAUCAAAUCAUUUGCAGCUUAUAAUAGUAAACAUAUAAAGAUGUGUUUUCCUGUUCUUUCUGCUUUUUUUAAUCUCAUAAUCAAAUUAACAUUAAUAAUCAAAUGUAUUAUUUAUUUUACAAUUGUAAUUAACCAUGAUAAAAAAGAACUCACUCUUGGUUUAAUUAUUUAGUAAGCUAUUGUUUCAUCUCUUUUAAUUUGUAUUAUUUAUUAUAAUUAUUAUUAACAUUAACUGGAUAUUCUCACAUUUUCUGUAUGUUGUUGUGAUAAUAUCCCCCACCCAACAUACACCCACUUUAACUCACCUAUAUAUACCUGAAGUAUGUCAUGGUUUUAUUAUUUUUUGUGUGUGUGUGUGCGUUAUUCACCAAUUUGUGUCAAGUCACUUCUUUCUUGUGAUGUUGUGAUGUACACGAAUAAAAAAUUUUAAAAGAAAUUUUAAAAAUGAAAUUAUUAUACAGAACUGAGGUGUGCAUCUUUAUUUUUGAUUUCCUAGCUAAACUCAGGAGCCGGGCUGACCAUUGCCAAAGAUGGAACCUGUCACAAACUGACAAUCCAAAGCUGCACAGACGACGACACUGGAGUUUACCGUUUUCAAUCAGGGGAGCUAAGUACCCAAGGAAAGGUCACUGUUGGAGGUAUGAUUUUAAACUAUUUUACAAUAAAACGUCAAAUAACCCCAGAGCUACUGUACAUCAAACUAAAUAAGCUUACAUGUUUCACAGAUGUGCCUGAGUUUGACCCUGACGACCUUCACAAGUUCUCCAAACCUGUGGUCGUCAGAGUCGGCCAGAACGCUGCUUUCAAGAUGCCGUUUCCCCCUCAGGAGGGUUUGGUUGUCAGUUGGUUCAAGGAUGGCACUGAGAUCAAAGACGGAGGCGGAGUCAAAAUUGUGAGAGAGCCGAAUCACAGCCGGCUACUGUUCAGAGACUGUCUGAUGACAGACGCAGGGGAAAUAAAGAUCCAACUCAGCAACCCCUUUGGAUCUGUGGAGGCAACAUCUCGGCUUAUCGUGCUCGGUACGGCAACACAAAAACAAGGAUGAAAAGAAACUGUUUAUACAUGAAACCUGAGCACUGCAUUCAACUAACAACGUUUUUUCAACGACAGGUCGGCCAGGUCCACCAGAAGGUCCAGUGGAGACCGUGGAAACCACCUCAACUAGAAUUGAGAUUCAAUGGAAACCUCCAAAAGACGACGGAGGCUCCCCUGUCACCAACUAUAUCAUCGAACGGCAGCAGGUGGGACACUGUCUGUGGACAAAACUUGGGGACGUCUCAGCUGACAAGACCACCUUCAGAGACAGGAACGUGACUCAUGGAAAGAAAUACAACUACCGCAUAUUCGCAGAAAACCUUGAGGGCCUCAGUGACGCCUUGGAGACAGCUGACAGCAUCAUGGCCGGCAUAAUGAGUAAGCAAAGUCUCAUAUUACACUCCUAAGGAAAGCUUUUAAUAAUUUCUCUCAAGUUGUAAUAAAUACAAAUGCAUCAGAAUAGGUUUUGUGAUUGCCUACAUAUCCUCUGUGUCUCUGUCUUCUAUUAUAAGUUAAUUAUUGAUAAUAAUAAGUUUACAUUGUUUAAAAGACCAAUUGUCAUUCCUAAGUUCUCUCUGGACCACCUGGUGCCCCACAAGUAGUUAGUACCUCAAAGACCUGCAUCAAGUUGACCUGGACCCCCCCAGAGGACGACAAAGGAGUCCAAAUCAUCGGUUACCUCCUGGAGAAAAGGAAGAAGGACACCAAUGAGUGGAUCGCUCUGAAUGCAGUUAACGAACCCAUUGAAGGUUUGACAUAUUACCAGCUCACACCAUUAUCAUUUAUCAAAAUGAAAAAAAAAUCCCUCAUUUUUAUCCUUUUUUUUUAAACAAUCUCAUUUUCAGAUGUGAAGUACGCCGUUAAAGAAAUCUCUGAAGGAUCGCAGUACGAGUUCAGAGUUUCAGCUAUAAAUGCGUCUGGAGCAGGUGAUCUCAGCCCUCCCUCUGCAAUGGUGUGUGCCAAGAAUCCCGACAGUAAGUAAUUAACUUCCUCCUUUCUACGUGCUCAAUAAAAAAUUCAACCAGUCUAUCUGGAGUUUGUUCCUUGUCAGCAUUUAAUAUUUUUUUGUGUAUUUUCAUACAGUGAGACCUCGUUUUAAAGACCCAGAGGACUUCAUUGUUAUUAGAGCAGGAAACUCUGCACGAGUGAAGGUUUGCUAUGAGGUAAGAGGAUGGAGUAUACUGUAAACUGGGGCUUUCUCCCGUGGCAGGAAUCCUAAAUUCAUCUUCCACAUUUAUACUUCAUAGUUCGCUCCCCCAAUUUAAACCAUGUCAUAUUCAUCAGGUCAUAUUAUUCAGACAGAUGUCACUAAAGUGUGACAUUCACGAUUCCUCUCAUUUUACUUCUGAUAUAACCAGGCUGAGCCUCCUCCUGAGAUUACCUGGCUGUUAGAUGAUGAGCCCAUAUCCCCGUGGAUUAAAAUCAUCAACACAGAGGGCAUGUCUCAGCUUCUUAUUCCAACAUCAAAGCGCUCAGAUUCAGGCCUCUACACGAUCAAAGCCAAAAACUCGUCAGGCGAGGCUUCAUUCGACAUAGAGGUCAGAGUCACAGGUAAGGACAAAUUACAGGGCUUCUACAUUAUGGUGCCCACAAGACUUCGUAUUUAAUUGUAUUUUAGAACAUAAAAACUAAUGGCCUUGUAGGGCUGGGCGAUAAACCAAAAUUUAGAACAAUAACAAACAUCAUUUCACCCAUAUCGGUAUAUUCGGUGCGAAUAAAAUAAAUAAAUCAAAGUUAGUUUUGGAUGUGUCUAGGUAGGCUAUGGUCUCAUGUCCCUUCAAGACGCUGUCCUACAUCAGAGACGUGACUCCACCCCAUCCAGUCCGUAACAAAGAGGGAAAGACAGGUGAGGAGAUGUAGGACGGUUCAAAAGUUGGAGCGGCUGAAGUAGACGAAGUUAAUGUGGGAGGGGGUGAGCAGCUUGUGGAGUAGUUAUCGUCCAUUUAUCGUUAAUGAGGUGAACUGAUCACUAUAUCGUGAUAUUGAUUUAAGGCCAUAUCACCCAGCCCUAUAGUCUUGUAUACUUUGCACAAAUAUCAACUUUCUAUCGGUCCUAAAAUGAGGAACUAAUCACUUUGAACUCAGUAAAGAUGUAUUUGCUUUAAUUUUCUGCUCUGACCAGUGGUGAACACCCCUAAAAUUAACGAUGGACAGCACUGAUUUUAAAAUAUUUGGUCAAUUAAAUCCCAAUGGCAAGUGUAUUGGAAACCCUUAUCUAUACUAAGCAAUAUUCGGAAUGGGCAACAAAAUUCUCAAGGAGUAAACUGCAGAAAAAGUCAGAGCUUGACUCAGAAGAGCUUGCAAGUACAAUCGUGUCACUCCAGACAAGAGACAAGAACCUCUAAAGUGGGGUAACAUAAAGGGUCAUUACGAGUUUAUAGACAGCGUGAGUUUCUUCUCUUAGAAAUGUUCUCAGUCUUAUUAAUAUUUGAUAUGAUGCUAGAUGAACCCAAGACCCCGGGUCCAGUGGAGCUGGAGCAAACAGUCCAUGGAAAAGUGCUGGUAUCAUGGACCCCCUCUCCAGACCAGGAGCUUGACGACCGCCUGUGCUACAUGGUGUCUCAGCAUGAGUCCAACACCAGAGUGUGGAAGACUGUGGCAGACCGCCUCUUUACCACCUCAUACACCAUCAACAACCUCCUUCCAGGGGUUGAAUACCAUUUCAGAGUCUAUGCCAAGAACGAUAUGGGCCUCUCUGAUCCAUCUCCGUCACCAACAUGGGGCGUCAACUGCAACAGAGGUGGGUUGUCAUAAUUCCAAUUGAUUUAUGUAUUUUGUUACCGUAGUUGAAAUUUCAGCUUGUCCAGCAGUUUGGUGCUUUAGAAUACAGGCAAGACAAGCAGCCUCCGAUGUUGUUUGCUAUUAAAACUAAGUAUAUUUUAACUUUUGGUGUUCUGAAUCCCAGAAAAAAGGGAAACUACUAAGCGGGGUGAAGUUGCAUAGUCAUGCAUACUAAAUUUUGAGUCUUUUUCAUAUUGGGUCGAGUUUUCUUACGCUUUUCUAACUCAGUUAGUCCACGCUACACAAACUCAAAACUUCCGUACAACACCCCGGAUAUUUGAAGAAUUUUAUAAACUCCUUCAGACAGGGCCGGACAGCCCCUAAAAAGAGGACAUGUCCGGGUAAAAGAGGACGUAUGGUCACCCUAACACGUGUAGUUUGAGGAUCUAUGGACCUAAAUUUUCUCACAUAAAUAACAUUUUCGAUUGUUUCCUCUUUUCUGUUUUUUCUUUUUCAAGUUCACACCAUUUCACACGCACUCUCUUCAGCUGAGCUCUGCUUGGAGAGACCCCCAUCCAUUCUGGUGCCUCUAAAAGUCCACACACCACCAGAAGGUUACCAAUUAUACAUGACAUGUGCUGUCAGAGGAUCCCCGACACCAACCAUAUCCUGGUAUCUGAAUGGCAUCUGCAUCAACCUCGACAAAAACUACUACUUCACCAACUCGUUUGGCGUGUGCUCCAUGUACAUUCUCAGAGUGCGAUCAAUGGACAGCGGUGAAUAUAGAGUUGUCGCAGUCAACCCACUUGGCGAGGCAGAGUGUUCAACUGUACUAACUGUCAAAGGUGAGGUUUGAAGUUGGGUUUUUUACAGAAUUAGACAAGUUUUUGGAUUAAAAUGCUAAUUUGAGUUUUUCCUUUUUCUUAACAGGUUAAAACGGC
This is a messenger RNA of Xyrichtys novacula (pearly razorfish), 15916 nucleotides long. The record is from the annotation of a GenBank genome assembly. NCBI's taxonomy places the organism in Eukaryota, Metazoa, Chordata, Actinopteri, Labriformes, Labridae.